GUUGCCAAUAGGUGUUGAAGUGUUUUCAUUUUGAGCAAUUUUCCUUACAAAGUUGUUUAUAAUUCUUCACCAAUUUUAUUGUUAAUUAUCUAAUCUGGGUUUUAUCCAGUUAAUCACUCACCAGUGUUAUAAUUAUUUCAGCAACGCCGUUGUCUUCUUAGAAUACAGACUUCGUUAUAUUAGUUUCCCAGGAAAUUGGUUUGUUUUGAUUGUAACUUAACUGUAAUUUGAAUAAUGGAAUCAUUCAAGGAUCCUGGACAAAUAUUCGCUUAUGGUGCUGCUUUUGCUUCACUGGCUUAUGCUCUUUACACGAAAUGGCAAGUUUGUUCAUUGAGUGCCAAGAUCAAUCAUACUAUUCAGAAGGAUAAUGCCAAAGUUGUACAUUCAUUCGACAUGGAAGAUUUGGGAAACAAUGAGACUUUCUGUCGAUGCUGGAAAUCCAAGAAAUUUCCUUACUGUGAUGGAGCCCAUAAUAAACACAACAAAGAAACUGGUGAUAAUAUCGGCCCAUUGAUUAUCAAGCAAAAAGCAGCUUAAAAAUGAAAUGGGAAUCAAAUAUUAUACAAGCAAUAUUACUAAAGGAUAGAUUAUCAACUUUCCAAUAUUAGCCUUUACUUUUUCUCGUUUUUUAAUUUAACCUCUCAACGUGUUAAAGAUGAUAAUUAUGUAAACCCAUAUAGAAAUAGUUUGAAAUGAAUCUUUUGAAAUUCGAUAUUCAUUAAAAAAAUGCCAACGAUAAUGGCCUAAACAAUCACGUUAAA
This is a messenger RNA of Tetranychus urticae (two-spotted spider mite), 761 nucleotides long. RefSeq names its product CDGSH iron sulfur domain 2. Gene Ontology annotation, cellular component: mitochondrial outer membrane; intracellular membrane-bounded organelle. The record is from RefSeq and is a predicted model, not a curated record. Lineage: Eukaryota; Metazoa; Arthropoda; Arachnida; Trombidiformes; Tetranychidae. Gene Ontology annotation, biological process: regulation of autophagy. Gene Ontology annotation, molecular function: 2 iron, 2 sulfur cluster binding.